AUGAAUCCCUUGUGCUUGUUGGCAGUGGUGGUGCCGUUCGUCAUCGCCGACUUGAUCACGCCCCAGUUGAACAAGCCCAUCACCGGCGAAUUCACGUUCACCGGAGCCACCGGCCGAGGCGCCUGUGGUCUGGACAUUGCCAAUUUGUCGGCCGGAGUGUCGUCCAAACUCUUCGACCCCAGCUCCCAAUGGGUGCCGUCGGAUCUGCCGGACGGAAGAUACGUUCUGGAUGACCCUGUGUGCAAGGGAAUCUGCGUCCAGAUCGAGUACAAGGGCGUCACGUAAGUUGGGGAAGUGGGGGGUUUGGAGGAUAAGAAUGCGUUUUUAAUAGAAGAUAGUUGCUAAGAAUGAGCAGGCCUGUGAAAGAAAAACUGCUUUAGAACAAAUUGAAAUCGCCUUUUGACCCAAAACUAUGCUUCUGCUGUCUAUAGACGCUUCUUGCGCCGGCCAGGCACACUUUACAACUGAAAAACGACUCUUUUUAAAGUACGGGGCCUGAUCCAGUGGCAAUAAAAGGUACUAUUUUGCAUCCUGGAAGUGUCAAAAAUGUGGCAAAAUGCUUCCCUUUGUAGCGGGUGAUGUUGACCCGUUGGUUCUAGUAGCGCAAUAUUAAUUAGCUCAAUAUAUGCCGACAUCAUAUUCCAUUUUAAGUUUAUUGAGGAGACUCCAAGGGUGCGCGUCCGCACCCAAGGCCUAGAACAAACCCCGACUAAAGAUCUAGGGCGAGAUUCUCUUUCUCUCCCGACGGCGGGAGAGAUGAUUGAUAUCUGCCCGCAACAUCCUCCCAACCAAAAAGACACGACGCCCUCGUCGUCUUACUUAACAUUUUUUCACCCUAAAGACAUACAAUCUGAGGGGCAAAAUUUUACAUCUGUUAGUUUAAACACAAUCUCAGAAAUACCUAGAGAAACAUGUUAUUAUAUUAUGGUUCCUUAACGGAGGGAUACUUGAUCUUAAAAGACUUUCAAUCAGAAUGGAAUUGAGUCGGGUUAAAACAAAAUAUAAUAAGAAUCUCACUGUCUGAUUAACUUCAUAUUCGUCUCCUAUACUUGGCCAUCGGUCUUGUUCUUGAUUUGGUCACUUGCGCUUGCUCUUGGCGCAUCUUCGGCACUCUCCAUUGCAGUGCUGGUCUCUCCCAACCAAAAAGAGACAUCGCGUCCUCGUGAUGUAGACAUCGUUUUUCAUAUAUUCACCAUCAUUUUAAAAUUUACCGGGGGAGUCGUUGCCUCUUCCUUGGGUCGCUCCAUUUCAUCAUUUGUCUCCGGUUUUCGUUGAACGUAGGGUAAUAUUUGAGGUACGCAGAAAUUCACAUCAAUUUCUAAUAGUAGUGACCAUACAGAACAAGAAUAGAUAGAAAAUACAGGAACGAAUAUCGACAAAUACCGAGCUAAAAGGCUACUCUCACUAGGGACCUCCAUUUGUAGCGGGUGAUGUUGACCCGUUGGUUCUAGUAGCGCAAUAUUAAUUAGCUCAAUAUAUGCCGAUAUCAUAUUCCAUUUUAAGUUUAUUGAGGAGACUCCAAGGGUGCGCGUCCGCACCCAAGGCCUAGAACAAACCCCGACUAAAGAUCUAGGGCGAGAUUCUCUUUCUCUCCCGACGGCGGGAGAGAUGAUUUAUAUCUGCCCGCAACACCUUUUCAAGUGAAAAAAAUUUUGUUUUCAAGGCAUUUUGCCACAUUUUUGAUACUUACCGGUGGCAAAAAACGUACCAUUUUGCAUCCGGGAAGUGUCAAAAAAUGUGGCAAAAUGCUUCCCUUUUCAAGUGAAAAAAAACUCAAAUUUCAAAAGCGAUUUCUUUUUGUGAGGAAAAGAGCCCUUCAAAACGAAGUUUUUUUUUAGUUGGAGAGGGAAGCAUUUUGCCACAUUUUUGAUACUUCCCGGAUGCAAAAUGGUACUUUUUUGCCACUGGAUCAGGACCCUAUUGUAUCUCUGCGCCAGGAUCGCAUAUGUUAAAAAAAUUUAACCUGAGUCUGUGCCAAGUUUAUGUGGCAAAAUGCUUCCCUCUCCAAGUGAAAAAACUUCGUUUUGACGCGCCACAAAAAAAGAGCGGGCGCGCUUUUGAAAUCUGAGUUUUUUUCACUUGAAGAAGGAAGCCUUUUGCCACAUUUUUGAUACUUCCCGGAUGCAAAAUUGUACAUCUUUCGCCAUUAGAUUUUUUCCUAACCUAUGUACAGUAGUUGACAGCGAAUUGUCAAUUUUUUUAUUUCGUGUGUAACUUCACUCAGACUCAACAGAAUUUGAUGAGACCAAGAGCGUUUAAGAGGCUGGGAGACACGCUUCAACCUUAUGAAAUUGUUUUAUUUCAUAUCGGCCACAGGCGUGGUAAAAAUUUCAAAACAAAUUUUUUUGGGGGACAACGAAUUGUCAAUUUUUACAUUUUGAGGCAUAAGAUCUCAAUAAACCAGCAUAUAAAGACUAGAAUGGAGAGUAAUCAGUUGCCAGCAAUCAUAGAACAGCAUACAACGGGUUUCAGCCAUUAGUAUAAUCUCCUUCGCUUUCUAUAGGUCGGGCACUUGGGGGUGGACCAUGUACAAUAUAAUGUCAGCCUGGGGGCUUCCUAGGCCGAAAUUAUCUUAUAUUCCGGUUUUUUAUGGGCGGUUACAUCUUACUACGCUAGGGCAAGUCAAAAAAUUACACCUAACGGGUUACACUUGCGCCUUGUUACCUCGAAUAUGUUAAUCAUGGCCUUUCAUACUGUUGGUCAGAGUAUCAAAAUCAAAAAAUGUCGCGCAUGAAGAUCGUUAGAGAAACCUUCUAUAUUUGAAAACAAACUACACUAAAAGUCAAAUAUUCAGUGCCUUUCACAUGUCAGUACCAGCACUCAUGCAAGAGGUAUGCAGAGGGAAAUAUUUGGAUUUACAUGAAUUUUCACGUCGGGUUUGCAACACCCAGAAAAAUUCUUAUUUCUUCAAGCCUGCAACUUCCAAGACAUUUUAUUAGCAUAUUAGAGAUUUUUACAAGCAUUAAAAAUAUUAGUUUUAACGUUUAAAAACGCAGAAGACGCGCAAUAAAAUGAUUAAUAUACUCACCACCCUAGUGUGGCCCAAGAAUUAAUUGGACCGUCAGAAUCUCACCCGGAAAUUUCAGGGCGUCGAGACAGGUAAUGAAAUAAUUUGUAGAAUAUCGUUAGUUUGGCCGUAAAGGAGGAUUAAAUGAACCUAUGCCCCUUGUCGGCAAAAAAAUUAUCGAUUUUUGGGCGAAACACAGAGUAUAAAUGACCAAAAAUAAUAUUAUCUGACGAAUUUUUGACCCGUAGCUCCUCCAAGUUGUAAUGCGGUGCAAGUGUGUUAAAUAUAUGCAAUAAUCUUCCAUAAAAAACCGGAAUAUAAGAUAAUUUCGGCCUAGGAAGCCCCCAGGCUGACAUUAUAUUGUACAUGGUCCACCCCCAAGUGCCCGACCUAUAGAAAGCGAAGGAGAUUAUACUAAUGGCUGAAACCCGUUGUAUGCUGUUCUAUGAUUGCUGGCAACUGAUUACUCUCCAUUCUAGUCUUUAUAUGCUGGUUUAUUGAGAUCUUAUGCCUCAAAAUGUAAAAAUUGACAAUUCGUUGUCCCCCAAAAAAAUUUGUUUUGAAAUUUUUACCACGCCUGCGGCCGAUAUGAAAUAAAACAAUUUCAUAAGGUUGAAGCGUGUCUCCCAGCCUCUUAAACGCUCUUGGUCUCAUCAAAUUCUGUUGAGUCUGAGUGAAGUUACACACGAAAUAAAAAAAUUGACAAUUCGCUGUCAACUACUGUAUAUGUAUAUAAAUAUGUAUAUAUUUCAGCGGCACCUUCCCGGUGGACAACGAAUGCGCCGCCUGCGACGUCGACCACGUCAACCUGUCCGAGGAGGCGUUCCUGAUCCUGGAGCCUGCCGGAGGAAACAACGGAGACGCCAAGCCAGCCACCAUCACGUAUCUGAAGUGCAGCGACACCACUCCCACCACAAACUGCUGA
This is a messenger RNA of Bursaphelenchus xylophilus (pine wood nematode), 3932 nucleotides long. The record is from the annotation of a GenBank genome assembly. NCBI's taxonomy places the organism in Eukaryota, Metazoa, Nematoda, Chromadorea, Rhabditida, Aphelenchoididae.